AUGUUGGUUCGUUCUCCUGGCUAUUUUACUUUCCUGUUGGCACUCUUUGGGAGAUGUGUGGAAAGUCAGACACCUGCCGAUGUAAACAGUCUAAUGGAAGAUCUAUUUGCCAACUACAGCCAUAAAGUCCGUCCUGUGAGUGACCAGUUUUCCCCUAUCAUCCUUGAUGUCAGUAUGUUCCUUUGCAGUGUUAACCAGGUAGAUGAGGUGAAUGAAAAGCUGGUGACGACAGGUUUUCUGGGUCUGUCGUGGAUUGAUGAUCUCUUACAAUGGGAUCCUGUCAACAGAAAUGACAUAAAAUCCAUCUUUCUUCCUCAGAACGACAUUUGGAAGCCAGAUUUGGUGCUGAAAAAUGGCUUUGAGAGAUUUCAUGAAUUGGGAGGAUCCUUCUACUUUCUCUCAGUUCAUAACACCGGACACAUCCUGUGGUAUCCGUACGAAGUAUUCGAAACUCGCUGUUCCAUUGAUAUUACUUACUUCCCUUAUGAUAAACAAACAUGCAAGAUAACAUUUAUAGUUUGGAGCUAUUCCGUCAAUGAAGUUAUAAUUACGAAAUCUUCUAAUGGGAUAUCCUUUUAUGAAUAUGAGGAAAACAGUGUUUGGACAAUGUUGUCAACCAAUUCUGAAAUUAAAAGAGACGCCUAUGAAUCAGAAAUAUCAUUUACUAUUGAACUACAACGAAAAUCCCAGUAUUAUGUCUUAAAUAUGAUUCUCCCUAUUAUCUGUUUGGGCUUCUUGAGUCUGUUGGUUUUCGUCAUUCCCGUUGAUGCAGGGGAGAAAAUGGGGUACUCCGUGACUGUUUUUCUGGCGUUUGCGGUAUUUCUUACUAUAAUUAGUGAGGAAUUACCAGCAAAUUCUGAAAAUACAUCAUUCCUUAGCGUUUACCUUGUUCUUCAAAUGUUGAUCGGGGCAUUUGUUCUUGUUAUCUCCGCAAUACAACUGCGAUUGCAUCACAGGAAGAGUAACCAUGGUAUGUCAAAGGUCUUUGUGGGAAUUGUCAGGUUUGAGCAGUGUCUGAGAUGCGUCAAAGGGUGCCGCUCUUCUGGAAAAGUUGACGCAGUUAUCGUAGUAAAAAGUGAAGAAAAAGAAGAAGCGAUCAAUGAGCAUGACAUUGAAUGGAAUGAUGUUUCAUCAGCGAUUGACUUUCUUUGCUUUUGGAUGUUUUUUCUUAUUAAUGUUGGUGUUACGUUGUUUUUGUUUUUGCACAUAUCUAGCUAA
This is a messenger RNA of Saccostrea echinata, 1218 nucleotides long. RefSeq names its product neuronal acetylcholine receptor subunit alpha-7-like. The record is from RefSeq and is a predicted model, not a curated record. Lineage: Eukaryota; Metazoa; Mollusca; Bivalvia; Ostreida; Ostreidae. Gene Ontology annotation, cellular component: synapse; neuron projection; membrane. The coding region runs from base 1 to 1218 and encodes 405 amino acids. Gene Ontology annotation, molecular function: neurotransmitter receptor activity; extracellular ligand-gated monoatomic ion channel activity; transmembrane signaling receptor activity. Gene Ontology annotation, biological process: nervous system process; signal transduction; monoatomic ion transmembrane transport. The transcript is spliced from 2 exons.